AGUAGGAUUCGAUUCAAGGAGACUCGCAAUGUUCGGUGGUUCAAAGAAAGGGCUGGAAGAUGAAUUGUUCAAUCUCAAGUUUGUAUCCAAGCAGCUGCAACGAGAGUCGAAGAAGGCGGAGAAGGAGAUGAUCAAGGAGAAGGAGAAAGUGAAGAAGGCUCUGGAACAAGGAAAACAUGAUAUAGCUGAGAUCCAUGCACAAAAUGCAAUUAUGCAGAAAAACCAGAAUUUGAACUACUUGAGAAUGUCUUCGCGCAUUGAUGCUGUAGCUGGCAAACUUGGAGCAGCGAUGAAAAUGCAGAAAGUUACAAGCUCCAUGGCUCAGAUCACGAAGUCGAUGGGUAAAGUGCUUCAGACGAUGAAAUUGGACAAGAUUGAAGCAAUCAUGGACAAAUUCGAGAAGGUCUUUGAGGACGCAGACGUCAUGUCCGCCCAGGUCACUGGAGCGAUGCAGAGCAGCACGUCCAUGUCAACGCCACAAAGUGAAAUCGAGGAGCUCCUGCAACAGGUUGCUGAUGAGAAUCAAAUCGAGCUCAGAGAAAACAUGCCGCAAGCGGGCAAGAAUGUCGCCAAGGAAAGCGAACCGGUGCAAGAGGAGGACGAGCUCAUGAGGAGACUGGCGCAACUCAAGGCUCCGCAAUAACGAAAGAGCUCGAAGCUAGAUGCGGAAGGAGACAGGACAAUUCCUAUGAAGCCAUUGAUGGAAUGGACUUUGGUGGCAUGGCGACUUUUCCGACGGGGAUUUGAUUCAUGGGUGUACUUCACUCAAUCAUAUUCAUCGCAAAAGAAUGGGAGUAUUAUUAGACAAUUUUGUAAUCAUAUCCGAUGUUUCAAUGGUCGUUUAAUGAAAAGUUUGGAACUGC
Guillardia theta CCMP2712 is the source of this 863-nucleotide messenger RNA. It is a transcript of the gene VPS46, whose product is annotated as vacuolar protein sorting protein 46. Gene Ontology annotation, cellular component: multivesicular body; ESCRT III complex. The transcript is spliced from 9 exons. Gene Ontology annotation, biological process: endosome transport via multivesicular body sorting pathway; protein transport; late endosome to vacuole transport. NCBI's taxonomy places the organism in Eukaryota, Cryptophyceae, Pyrenomonadales, Geminigeraceae. The record is from RefSeq and is a predicted model, not a curated record. The coding region runs from base 29 to 643 and encodes 204 amino acids.